GGUCGCGUUCGGAAGCGGCCUCGUCUGCCCUGCGGCGCUGGAUCCUUGACGCACCGAGCUCGAGAGCGAGAACGAGAGAGAAAGGGUAGAAAUGGCGGCUCCACUCGGCUCCCGCUGAGGAGGGUGAAGCCGGCGGAGGGUCUGUGUGGCCGGCUUGCAGGAUCGCCCCUGUCUCGCUCCGCCUGCCGUGUCGCGCUGCUUUCCCUUCCUUUGCCCAGCCUUCGCCUGCCCUUGUCCGCGCUCCGGAGGGCCGGUCCGGCUCCUCUCCCGGCCCGCUCGGCUCCGCCAGCCCCGAGUGUCCGGCCGGCGGGUCGCCUUCCUCAGCUCUCCCGGGCGCGGCGCGGCCCCGUCCCCGGGCCGGACCAUGGUGAAUACCCGGAAGAGCUCCCUGCGGCUUCUCGGCUCCAAGUCUCCUGGGCCCGGGCCUGGGCCUGGGGCCGGAGUAGAGCCUGGGGCGGCUGGAGGCAGCAGCCAUUUCAUCUCCUCUCGGACCCGCUCCUCCAAGACCCGCGCUGCCAGCUGCCCGGCCGCCAAGGCUGGGGGAUGCGGUGGCGCCGGGGUCGCCGCGGACGAGGCCCGGAAAGCCGAAGUUGAUGGUAGUUUAAGUGACAGCCAUGUAUCUCCUCCAGCCAAACGCACUUUGAAACAACCGGAUUCUGUUUGCAAAGACAAAUCAAAAUCACGAAGUACUGGCCAGCGUGAGGAAUGGAACAUACCAGCUGGACAGGCCAGGUUAACUUCUCAGCCUGGUGCUGCAUUACCGAACGGACAUAGUGGCUUAUCCCUGCGAAGCCACCCCCUCAGAGGGGAGAAGAAGGGGGAUGGGGACCUUUCUUGUAUAAAUGGUGACAUGGAAGUCAGGAAAAGUUGUCGUUCCAGGAAAAACAGAUUUGAGAGUGUGAACCAGAGUUUGCUGUUUGAUCAACUAGUGAAUAGUACUGCUGAAGCUGUGCUCCAAGAAAUGGACAACAUUAACAUCCGGCGGAAUCGGCGAUCAGGAGAAGUAGAGCGACUUAGAAUGUGGACAGAUACAGAAUUUGAAAACAUGGAUAUGUAUUCAAGAGUGAAAAGACGAAGAAAAUCACUGAGAAGAAAUAGUUAUGGGAUACAGAAUCAUCAUGAAGUUUCUACUGAAGGAGAGGAAGAAGAAUCUCAAGAGGAGGAUGGAGAUAUAGAAGUUGAAGAGGCAGAAGGAGAAGAGAAUGAUAGACCAUAUAAUUUGAGACAAAGAAAAACAGUGGAUCGAUACCAAGCACCUCCGAUAGUACCAGCUCAUCAAAAAAAGAGAGACAACACACUGUUUGAUAUUCACAGAUCUCCAGCCAGAAGAAGCCAUAUCAGGAGAAAGAAACAUGCCAUUCAUAGCAGUGACACAACUUCUUCUGAUGAAGAACGGUUUGAAAGAAGGAAAUCAAAGAGCAUGGCAAGAGCACGAAAUAGAUGUUUGCCUGUGAACUUCAGAGCAGAAGACUUAGCUGGUGGUAUUCUCCGAGAACGAGUAAAAGUGGGUGCAAGUUUGGCUGAUGUUGACCCAAUGAACAUUGACAAAUCAGUACGGUUUGAUAGCAUAGGUGGAUUGAGCCAUCAUAUUCAUGCACUAAAGGAGAUGGUAGUAUUCCCACUGUUGUAUCCAGAAAUCUUUGAAAAAUUUAAAAUACAGCCUCCACGGGGUUGUUUGUUUUAUGGCCCUCCUGGAACUGGUAAAACCUUAGUUGCCAGAGCAUUAGCUAACGAAUGCAGUCAAGGAGAUAAAAAAGUCGCUUUUUUUAUGCGAAAAGGAGCAGACUGUUUGAGCAAGUGGGUUGGUGAGUCUGAAAGGCAACUUAGGCUCCUGUUUGAUCAGGCAUACUUGAUGAGACCUUCUAUAAUAUUUUUUGAUGAAAUAGAUGGACUAGCUCCAGUUCGAUCUAGUAGGCAAGACCAGAUCCACAGCUCUAUAGUGUCCACCCUCCUUGCUCUCAUGGAUGGAUUAGAUAACAGGGGUGAAAUUGUUGUUAUUGGUGCUACAAACAGACUUGAUUCUAUAGAUCCUGCACUCAGGAGACCUGGUCGCUUUGACAGAGAGUUCCUUUUCAAUCUGCCUGAUCAAAAGGCGAGAAAACACAUCUUACAGAUUCAUACCAGGGACUGGAAUCCAAAAUUGUCAGAUGCUUUUUUAGGUGAACUGGCCGAAAAAUGUGUUGGCUACUGUGGAGCUGAUAUCAAGGCCCUGUGCACUGAAGCUGCCCUGAUUGCCCUUCGGAGGCGUUACCCCCAGAUCUAUGCUAGCAGUCAUAAACUGCAGCUGGAUGUUUCCUCAAUUGUGCUCAGUGCCCAGGAUUUUUACCACGCAAUGCAGAAUAUUGUGCCUGCUUCGCAACGUGCUGUGAUGUCUUCAGGACAUGCGCUAAACCCAAUUAUAAGGCCACUGCUGGAAAGAAGCUUCAAUAACAUCCUAGCUGUCUUACAAAAGGUCUUUCCUCAUGCUGAAAUUAGCCAGAGUGACAAGAAAGAAGAUAUAGAAGCUCUAAUUGUAGAUGAUAGUGAAGAUGAGAAUGCUUUAUCAAUUUUUGAAACUAGUUGUCACUCAGGAUCACCAAAGAAACAGUCUUCAGCUGCUGCUAUCCAUAAAUCCUACCUUCAUUUUACAAUGUCACCUUAUCAUCAGCCAACUUCUUAUAGGCCACGAUUAUUGCUGUCUGGAGAACGAGGCUCAGGUCAAACUUCUCACCUUGCGCCAGCACUUUUGCAUACUCUAGAGAGAUUUUCUGUGCAUAGACUAGAUCUCCCAGCACUUUAUUCAGUUAGUGCCAAAACACCUGAAGAAUCCUGUGCACAGAUAUUUCGUGAAGCUCGAAGAACAGUACCUAGUAUUGUUUACAUGCCUCACAUUGGUGAUUGGUGGGAAGCUGUCAGUGAGACUGUGAGAGCAACUUUUCUGACAUUGCUGCAAGAUAUACCAUCAUUUUCACCUAUAUUUUUAUUGUCUACCUCUGAAACCAUGUACAGUGAAUUGCCUGAAGAGGUUAAAUGUAUCUUUAGAAUACAGUAUGAAGAGGUCUUGUAUAUUCAAAGACCGAUUGAAGAAGACAGAAGAAAAUUUUUCCAAGAACUCAUUCUCAAUCAGGCAUCAAUGGUGCCACCAAGAAGGAAACACACUGCUCUUUGUGCUAUGGAAGUGCUUCCUCUUGCAUUACCUUCUCCACCUCGUCAGUUAUCAGAAUCAGAAAAAAAUCGGAUGGAAGACCAGGAGGAAAAUACUUUAAGAGAGUUGCGAUUGUUUCUCAGGGAUGUAACCAAGAGGCUGGCCACAGAUAAACGCUUUAACAUCUUCAGCAAACCGGUGGAUAUUGAAGAGGUUUCAGAUUAUCUUGAAGUAAUUAAAGAACCAAUGGAUUUAUCAACAGUAAUAACUAAAAUUGAUAAACAUAAUUAUCUGACCGCUAAAGAUUUCUUGCAAGAUAUUGACCUCAUCUGUAGCAAUGCUUUAGAGUACAAUCCAGAUAAGGAUCCAGGAGAUAAAAUAAUUAGGCAUAGGGCAUGUACCCUGAAGGAUACUGCACAUGCCAUCAUUGCAGCAGAAUUGGAUCCAGAAUUUAAUAAACUUUGUGAAGAAAUUAAGGAAGCAAGAAUAAAAAGAGGCUUAUCGGUAACAACAGAACAAAUAAAUCCUCAUGGUACUGGAGCUCGAAAGACAGAAACUAGAGUUGAAGAGGCAUUUCGGCACAAACAAAGAAAUCCGAUGGAUGUCUGGCACAACUCUGCAAAUAAAUGUGCAUUUCGGGUUCGGAGAAAAUCAAGGCGACGAUCACAGUGGGGUAAAGGAAUUAUUAAGAAAAGGAAAGUCAAUAAUUUAAAAAAAGAUGAAGAGGACACCAAAUUUAUAGAUUAUGAGAACCAUACAGAGGAGAGGAAGUUGCUGGAGAAUGGAGAGUUUGAGGUAAGUACCGACUGCCAUGAGGAAAAUGGAGAAGAGACCGGAGACUUAUCUGUGACCAAUGACGAAUCAUCGUGUGAUGUCAUGGACAUGGACCAGGGCCAGAGGCUGAACAGUGGAACAAGUGUGAAAGAAAACUUCGCAUCUACUGAAGAGGAAAGUUCAAAUGAGUCUCUACUUGUCCACACCAGUAGCUCUCUCAAUCCAGAACAGACAGCAAAGAAAGAGCCUUUUCUUAAAGGCAGCUGUCUAAAUGGUGAGGCCUCCACUGACAGUUUUGAAGGCAUACCGGUUCUUGAGUGCCAGAAUGGCAAAGUUGAAGAUGUUCCCCUCUGUGAUAGCGGGGAUAAAUGUAGUUCUGAACAAAAGAUUCUCCUGGAAGACCACUCAAAAGAAAACCAAGAAACUGCAAAUGAAAAUCCUGGAGAUGAUUCUGAGAAACUAGAAGUACUGGAAUAUUGUAAUAAUGAGAAGUUAGAACCUGGCCCUGAUGUGGAGGUUAAAGAUGCAGAACUGGAUAAAGAAGGUGCUUCUAAAGUAAAGAAAUGCCGUAAAUUAAUUUUGGAGCAGGCAAAAAUGACAAGCUUGGAGCUGGUUCCAGAGGAGCCAUCUGAGCCUAUGCCACCUCUUAUAGUUGAUCGUGAGAGGUUGAAGAAAUUGCUUGAUUUGUUGGUAGAUAAAAGCAACAAUUUGGCAGUUGAUCAGCUUGAGAGAUUGUAUUCUCUUCUUAGUCAGUGUAUCUACCGUCAUCGUAAAGAUUAUGACAAAUCACAACUUGUAGAGGAGAUGGAAAGAACAGUUCAUAUGUUUGAGACAUUCCUCUGAACUUUGAAGAUGAGUGGUUUAUCCUCUUCAAUCUGCUCCUGACAGAGCAGUCUUCUGAGCCAUUCAAUUUCAAAUUGCACCAAUUAUGUGCAGAGCCUUGGUGUAAAGUGCUCUCUCACUCAUUGUUUUCUCUGUUGAAUUUGGUGCUAUUGUCUCAGGUACCUGAAACCAACCAGCCUACAAGAACCAAACAGAACUUCAGAAACAUGUUGUAUUUUCCACAAGUAAAAAAUACAACCCCACAGCUUGGAGAUUUUGGUGCUACAGAAACUGCUUUUGCCUCUGCUCCUCUUUUUGUGCACUCUCUUUCUUUGAGAUUCUCUUUAGGGAGCAGAGCAGCAAACAGGAGGAAACUGGAUGGGGCAGUUCUAACUGUGUCGAAUUGUUUAAACAGUGGGCAACUUACUUGUUUUUUGUCUUUUUUUUUUUUUCCCCCUCUUCUAUUCCUUUCAUCAUAUUCCUCUCUCUGGUAAUGGACUGAAACCUGUUUUACAGUUGGCUGUGUUAUGUUCUGGUGGGAAACUAAAGAAACCGGAUGAAAUUAGAUUAGGCUCUUUAGAACUGCCUUUAAUGUGCCUUUUUAUUCAUUUGAGAAAGAUAAGGCUAAAUGGGCUCAUUUGUAGCAAAUAAAUUAGAACAUUUUCUUUGAUCACAACCUUGAAAAUAAGUUUUGAUACUGUGUCAUUAAGAGACAACCAGUGUUUUGGUAUUAAAUGCCUGUCUUGUUCUCAGAGCUUAAUCAAGACACUCUGUAAACCACUGUAAGAUGCUAAAAUAAUUUUUUUGUUUCUUUGUAAGAAACAAUAAAAUAACAACAAAUAAUACACAGUCCACAAAAAAAAAAACCCUACAUACUUUUUUAUUGCUGACAAAUGAUGACCAGAAAAUAAACAGUGGCCAUUCUUCUGUCAGAGACAAUUUAAUAAUUAUUCAUGUUUGAGUUCCCAGAGAAAAAUUAUUUUCAUGUUUAGUAAAUUGUUUUGUUUUAAAGCCAGGACUUGCCAAAAGGACAGAAAAGAGAGGAAUUCGUCAGAAUCUCCAUAAAGUUCAUUUUCUGUAUAAUUGCAAAUGAGCUCUGGUAUGGUCCUUGAAUAACAGUAUUAAUGUUUAAAUCCCUUCCCAUAAACUUAGCUUCACAACUCUUCAUUUUGAUUGGAACCCAUUUUGGAUCUUGUUGAGUGAUUUCUGUGAAAUGUAUUUACCUGAAAUUAAUUAUGGGUUACUAGUUUUACAAAAACUUUCUACAAAUUGGAGACAUAGUCUAGGCAGUUGCAAAGAGGCAAAGGGAAUGCAAGGACAUUUUGUAUCAGAUAAUUUUUAAACAAAAUGUAGAAAAUUUUGCCAACAAGUUGGCUUGCUAUCUUCAUUUAUUAUAGCCGUUAGCUGCAGGUGUGUCUUUCCAAUAUAUGCAACACAUGUAGUUUGGGUUUUAAUUAAGGCACAUGGUCUUGGACUACUGCAGAGAUACUGAGCUACCUCAGCUUUUUGUGUUUUAGUUACCAACAGUGUUUACAGUGUCCUGUAAUCACUUUGCCACCGUUUACAUGCUGAAGCUAAGGUACUUGUCUCCUUGUCUCUGGCUGUUUAUAGUGUGCAGAAAGUACACUCUGGCCUAGGCUACUGCAGUAAUCCCAAGUGCUUCUUUGCAUUUACAUUUACCACCUUCUCAUUGUAGCUUAAUUUUUUGAAAUGCCACUUAUUUUCUUUAUGCCUAGUCUAUGAAUUUUUCAUACUAUUCAGUUAGCCAUAUAAUUCAAAAUGGCACCCAUGUGGACACACUGUAUUUUUAAGGUGGGCAAGUGUGACUAACGAUGAAUCAUUUUAAAGGGGAGGUCAUUUGAAGCCUCUAAUUUGAUUAUUGGGAAGAUUUUUGUGCUUUCUUUAGUAUUUAUUACCAUCAUACCUGUUCCAACUAUUUUACUGUCUAAUACAUUAGCAUUUUGUAUUUUGAUGGAAAUUGUUACAGAAUUUAAAGAUUUGAUGAAAUACGAUGUAGCAGAUUUUUUGUAGCAAGUUUCUGGUGAAAGGGUUUUUUGCAAGUCUCAGGUUCUUGCUGCACUAUUUUUUUUUUUAAAUAUUUAUUCCAGUUACUCUAAUUCAGAGGCAUUCUGUUCAAGUAACAGCAGCACUUGUGAAAGGAAAAAGUACAUUUCUUAGUAGAUUACUGAAUUUGUACAAGUUAAUUAAGAUUUUAGCCAUCAGUGAGUUUGAGAAGGGUAAUUUGUUUAUGUUCAGCAUUAAGAUGCUUCCAAAAGAUCAUGUUUCUGUUUUUGUUUAUCUUUAAUGGAGAUGUAGAAAUCAGAGGCAACAUCAAUGUAGAAACUGCCACUUUAAACAGUUUAGGUCUUAAGAGAAAGUCAAUCUCAUGCCAAGGAGGGAAAAAGGAGCUAAAAUUGUAGCAACUUUUCCAGCCUUCCCCCAAAAGAAACAUACUAUACCAAUUUUGCUUAUUCUACAGAUAUCUGGUGGUUCUAUAUUUUAAAACAGCUUGUGAAAUUAUCUAAGUGGACUCAAUUUUGUUUACCUUUAUGUAAAUUCUUAAUUUUUCUGUAUAGCAUUGGCAAAAGUAUGUACAAAUUGACCUCUGUUCUUAUUUCUUAUUGUGACCAUUAUAAAUGAUAAGCUCCUGUGUAAAACUGUGCUCUCAGAUCAAUGAUGUAUGUAUCACAGCACAGCCCAGCAACAGUUCAUGCUCAGCUGUGGGGACCCUGGGAGCUUUCUGAAGGUGAUGGAACCAUAUUAGGGUUGAAACUGAUGGCUGUGGAGUUAAUUGUGUUUUUGAGCUUGAAGCUUACCUGUGAUUAAUUUUUAAAACAUCCUUUCAUAACUUGAUUUUUCUCAUAUGCCAAUGUAUAGGUUUACUGGAUUUUAUUUUUAGGGAAUGGGGUGGUAAUUUCUUCCCUUUUUUGAUUAAGUUGGUUCAGCUAUGGUGCUAUCCAGUAGGUAUCUUCAGUGUCAGGUCCCGUAGCUGAAUGCCAUUGUUACUAUAAUUAUUUGUAAUCAUAUUGUAAGCUUGAAUUUGGGCUUGUAUCUGCAUCUUUUGUAUUUUGUACAUUUGGUUACUUAGACUUCAGAAGUCUUGUUUGGUUUCAGUCAUGUAUGUCUACUUUGUAGAUUAAGUAGACUUCAUCAACUAUGGUCUAUUUGGGUUUGUAGUUUAAUUUAGAAUUGUGUUAAAUUGAUGUUUUACAUUUGACUUCAUUUUACGUUAGUUUGAAGUAAAUUAUUUAAUUUUUGAAUUCUGGAACAUUUACUGUAAUUUGUAAUAUAACUGCUGUGAAAUACUUGAAUAAAGAUAAUAAGAAAAA
Octodon degus (degu) is the source of this 8049-nucleotide messenger RNA. RefSeq names its product ATPase family, AAA domain containing 2B (gene Atad2b). The record is from RefSeq and is a predicted model, not a curated record. Gene Ontology annotation, cellular component: nucleus. Bases 365 to 4741 code for a protein of 1458 amino acids. Gene Ontology annotation, molecular function: chromatin binding; histone binding; ATP hydrolysis activity. Lineage: Eukaryota; Metazoa; Chordata; Mammalia; Rodentia; Octodontidae. The transcript is spliced from 28 exons. Gene Ontology annotation, biological process: positive regulation of transcription by RNA polymerase II.